GCAUUGUUCUCAGUCCUGCUCCUCAUCACACCCAUCCUUGCUUCCCGCCACGACGACGAUGGCGCCCGAACUUGCGAGCCUAGACUCUGUCCUGCACCAGAUCGUUGGCGCGAACAACGCAUCGAGUCUGAAUCACGCGAUCAAGACCGGGCUUCCGAAGGACACGCGCGAGACGAUCCUCAGCAGCACGACAUCGGAUGGACGGGACCCUUUAGCGCUGCUCGAUGUGCGGCAACAUACUUUGGGGAUGCUGUGGAUUAUCACAGCACGCCUCCUCACUGGCACAGUCUCCCCCCUCCCCCCCGCCAACCUCAUCCUCGACUUCUGCGAACACUUCGAUCAAGCGCAGGCGCGCGCCGCACCAGACAGGAUCGCCAUCCUCUCUAGGAACUUGAUGAGAUAUGGCGCCAGAAUGGGAUUGGGAGAACAAUGGUCGUUGAACCCACUGCGGAGCCUCGUCUUGCGAUACCCGAUUGACCCAAGUCAUUUGACGCCUAUUCACCCGAUCUACAUAUGGGUGGUACACACGACACGAAACUAUGCACACGCGAAGGACCUGCUGCUGAACUACCCGAUCACCGACCUGGAUGCAUCCGCCAAAGAUGAGUUAGACGUGCAGAACUGCUUGAUGUACGCACAUCUGGCCGGCAUGACCAUGGCCCUCCUCGCCUUCUCGCCACAAGACUCGACAACAUCGACGAAGCAGCUCCUCGCAUCCGCCCUCUCGUACUACACAACAUGUAUCACGCAUCCUGGGAACGCGGUCAGCGCGAUGCAGCUGGAGUCGUUGAAACACCUACGCCUCGUUCAGUGCAUCGGCUACGGCGAGACGGGUCCGCUGCCCAAGUACGUGAGCGCAAUGCUGCUGAAGAUGUUCAAGAACACGCCGUACUCGGCGUUCGUGGCCGCGUACCCGCAGGAUCCGAAGCAGUUGCAGUCGAUCUUCGACAAGCACGCACCCUCCGCGCGAGACAAGGGCUUAUGGGUGGAAGAGAACACGUUCUCGCUGAUGCAGCUCGCGCUCGACGCGCAGCCGAAGUGGGCGCUGAAGCGGCUGACGGAGACAUACGUGACGCUGCGACUGGCGGAUAUCGGGCGCGAGAUUGGGGUGAAGGAUGAGGAGGAGGUGCGCGCGUUGGUGUUGAGUAUGAUCGAGUCGGAGACCAUUCACGCGACGAUCGCUGGUUCAACGGUGACGUUCGUGGACCCUGUGCGAACGGUCUCGAAGGCGCAGAUUGAUGCUGUCCUGCGCGCCGCUCAGCAGCAGGGCAGCAUCCUCGAGAGCGCCGACAGGCAACUUGGGCUGAACAAGGACUUCUUGAGCAAGGCCGUCCGCAACCGCCACGAUAUGGACGACUUCACCAGCAGUGCGGCUUACGGCGGGGACGAAGACCUCAUGGGCGACACCAUGCAGCAAAUUACGCGUGGGGAGGUCACGGCAGGCUUCGUGGACGAUGGCAUGUUCAGCGCGGCGUGAGUCCGCGCGGCAUGAGUCGAGGAGUAGAACAUCUGUAUCUUCUAAUGCAACGCUUUGCUAUGUAAGUCAUCUGUAAAGUAGAGCCCCUGACUCCCGAAUGGAGUGCGCUUGUAGCAGCGUAUUUGGCGCUAUGGGUGUUGCGGCACGUGCUGCAUCCGCAUUUCCUUAUUCGGAAUAUUCAUUGUUCUCUCCUUGUCUCCUGC
Schizophyllum commune H4-8 is the source of this 1680-nucleotide messenger RNA. RefSeq lists its product as uncharacterized. The transcript is spliced from 11 exons. Lineage: Eukaryota; Fungi; Basidiomycota; Agaricomycetes; Agaricales; Schizophyllaceae. Gene Ontology annotation, biological process: ubiquitin-dependent protein catabolic process. Bases 59 to 1477 code for a protein of 472 amino acids. Gene Ontology annotation, cellular component: COP9 signalosome. The record is from RefSeq and is a predicted model, not a curated record.